Messenger RNA from Salvia hispanica, 1396 nucleotides. RefSeq names its product IQ-domain 33 (gene IQD33). NCBI's taxonomy places the organism in Eukaryota, Viridiplantae, Streptophyta, Magnoliopsida, Lamiales, Lamiaceae. The record is from RefSeq and is a predicted model, not a curated record.
AAGAUUCCAUUCUUUCAAAUAUUUAUAGUUGUUUUUUUCUUAGACAUAAGCAGUUUGAUUUAUCGGGAUUGUUUGGGCAGAGAUGGGCAUAACUGGCAAGCUUGUUAGAAGCGUCUUCUCCAAAAGCCAGAUGCAUAGCCAUCAAGGGAGCAAUGGUUCAGAAAAAAGGAAAUGGAGUAGCUCAGUGCGGUCCUACUUAUGCGGCGAGGAGCAUAGCUCACUCGAGGACUCCGCCUCCACGGUGGCGGAGACGGAAUUUGCUUCAUUUAGAAGCAAUGUGGCAACGGACAAGAGUACGAGGGGCAGCCGGCCAGAGGAGGAUACGGCUUCUGUGCGUAGCUCUGAGGCCACGGUCAACCAGCCGGCGCCGAGUUACGACGACAGAAAGGGGAAGGAAAACUCAACCUACAAACUCUUCCAGCCAGAAGAUGCUGCCUUCAUCAUUCAGUCAGCAUUUAGAAACUUUAUGGCAAGGCGUGCUGAGAAACAUGGCGCCACGAGCCCGAGUAGAGAGUCUGUAGGCACAUCACUGGAAGUUCAAACUGCCAAUUCAUCUCACAUUUUUUCUAUCAAGGACGAAAGAGACGACGUCUGCCAUCUUCUACGUCGUCCAACUCGAGCUCAAGUGCUCAAAAUCCAGGAGGAUUGGGAUGACAGCACUGUGAGCAGUGUGAUAUCCAAGAUGAGAAUGCAGAACAGGCUUGAAGCAGCAGCUAGGCGCGAGAGGGCUCUCGCCUACGCUUUCUCACAACAGCUAAGGAUCUGUUCGAAGAAGCACAGCAGCGGUGAGGAGUCGAACAUGGGGUGGAACUGGCUGGAGCGAUGGAUGGCAGCGCGAGAGCCCGAGAUGAAGCUGAUAGCAGACGACACGAAAGCAAUGGUAAGGAAUGCAGCAGUGUUGGAGGAGAAGGAGAGCUGUGGAUCAAAUGAGGUUUCUUCACUAUUUGAAUUCUCUAAUUCUCUCCCCAAGAAUCUUCCAAAGCCAACCAACAAGCCUAGGAAUCUAGCUAAAAGAAGCUUCUCUAGGCAGAGCUCCACAUCAAGCCAUUUGACCCCAAAAGAAUCAAAGCAGGAUGUGAAGAAAGUGAUGUGGCAUGUGGAGGAAGAGAAGGAGAAGAGAAAGAGACAAAAGCAGCCUGGAUUUAAUAAGAGAGACACCAAGAAUGUCACUGCUAUUGAAGUAGCAUUUCAAUGAUUGAAGUUGGAGUUAAUCAAUUUGUAUAGAUGUAUAAUGUAUGGUUUGUAUCUCGAUCGCCCCUUUAAUUUCUUGUAUAUUUUGUCGUUUGCUCAAUAAUGAUGGGUAAAUGAUCGAUUAGAACUCGCGUAUCAUCAUAUUUCUUUAAUGUUGUCGGUUGAAAUAUUUGUUGUCUACGUGCAAGAUUAAGCACGGCUAGCA